Molecule: messenger RNA, 1647 nt
Organism: Rotaria sp. Silwood1
Lineage: Eukaryota; Metazoa; Rotifera; Eurotatoria; Philodinida; Philodinidae
Source: the annotation of a GenBank genome assembly
AUGAAUGAAAUUAUAAAUGAAUAUCAUGAAGAAUUAAGAAUAAAUUUAAAAAAAAAUACAAAUACAAUGGAAAAUAUUAUUCAACAAAAUCCAAUUUUAUCUCAAUCGAAUCAAGAUUCACGAUUAAAUUGUUCAUUAGAAACAAGUCAAGUUGUUGCGGUUGCUGCAUCUAUUAAUUUAAAAAAUCUUCUUUCUUAUCAAGAUGUUAUGAAUGCCAUUGAACGUGAUUAUCAUUUACAUGAAGGACAAGAACGUGAAAUAAUUAUGAAAUUAUGGUUAAAAGGACAAACAAUGAUUGCAAUUUUACAACGUUUUAGAUAUUUAUUACAAGAUCUUAAUAUAGAUGAUAAAGAUUAUUCUGAAGGAUUAAAACAAAUACGUGAAAAACUAAAUUAUGCUCAUCGUGAUGUAUAUUAUCUUCAAGAAAAAAAUCUUAUACUUGAAAAUCGAAAUCAUUUUCUUGAAAAUGAAUUUAAACGACAAUUAGAUAAAAUAGUUGAAGAAAAAAAUGAACAUAUUAAUCGACUUAUACAUAUUAUUGAUCAAACAUAUACACGAUCAACUCAAAUAAAUAAUCAUAUUAAUGAUGAAUAUUAUUCAUCAAAAGCUGAAGAAUUAUCAAAAAAAUUUAUGGAACAAAAUAUUGAAUUACAACAUGAAAUUGAAACAUUUCGUUCUAAACUUGAUUAUAUUGUAACAUAUAUUAAUCAAAAAUUGGAUCAACAAAAAAUAACAACAACAACAUUAUCAUCUUUAUCUAUACAUCAAUUAGUAUUUGAAACUAUGCAACAAGAAGAAAAUGAUCUUUUAAAAUAUUUAAUGGAAAAAUCACAAAAUAUAUCAGAUAUUGAGCAAACAAAAUUAUUUUCUAUUAUUCAACAACGUUCACUUGAACGUGAAAUUGAUCUUGUUCGUCAAGAACUUGAAAUUACAGAGAAAAAAACUAUUCAAUUUGAACAAACAUUUGAUAAUUCAGAUGAAGGAAUUAAAGGUCAUAUGGAAAAUCUUAAAUUAAAAUGUGAUAAUAAAAAUAUUGAACUUGAAUUUGAAUUAUUACGUUUACGUGAACGUUAUAAUGAAUUAAUUGAACAUACAAAUACACUUAAAUAUGAAUUAAAUAAUGCACAAAAACAAUUACAUGAAAAAGAAAAAAUUGAGCCAAAUUUAAAUGUUGAUUUGGAAAAAGAACGACGACGUGCAGAUGAAUUUGAAAAUGAUUAUAAAUCUUUAAAAAUAAAAUAUGAUAAUGUAUGUGAACGUAUUCGUAUAGCUACACAUCAAUUAGAACAUGUACAAAUUGUACUUGAAGAAACAUCACGUCGUUGUGAACAAUUAGAAAAAGAAAAGCUGAAUAUGCAAAUGAUUCUGAUUGGUCGUCCGGCUAAGUUCACACUGGUUAAUACAACAAGUUCGGAUUAUAUACGACAAAAAUUUCGUAGAAAAUUAUAUAUAUUUGAAGAACAAUGUGAACUUAUUAGUUAUUUAGCUGAAAAAACAACUGUACAUUAUAAGCCAUCAGAAAAACGAACACUAGAAUAUAAUGUCAAAUAUGAAACAUUUUUUGCCUUACGACAAAAUGUGCCUACAUUAAAUUGGUUAACAUCAAAGCAAAAAGAAACAGAGAAGAACAUUUGUUUUAUGCCUUAA